AUGGACCGGAAUUCAAGCUUUGUACUUCGCAGAUUAAAAAACAAGAGGCCAGUCUUUGAUAAUAACGAGCCAGUAUGGUCACUAUCAGAGUCAUUAAACUCUAUAUUCAUUAGAGGCUCGGAAUCGAUUCCUAUCCUUAAUUUAGACUUGCGAAGUGGAUACGGAGCUUUUGGAAUCACAAGAUCCGUAUCCGCUUCUACAGGUUAUGACAUGACAAAAAGUGUCGAUGCUUCGCAUCCUGAUUUUGUUUCGAUGGGAUAG
Messenger RNA from Ambispora gerdemannii, 261 nucleotides. Lineage: Eukaryota; Fungi; Glomeromycota; Glomeromycetes; Archaeosporales; Ambisporaceae. The record is from the annotation of a GenBank genome assembly.